This is a messenger RNA of Portunus trituberculatus (swimming crab), 3085 nucleotides long. Its product is annotated as leucine-rich repeats and immunoglobulin-like domains protein 2. The transcript has 10 exons. Gene Ontology annotation, biological process: synapse organization. The record is from RefSeq and is a predicted model, not a curated record. Gene Ontology annotation, cellular component: neuron projection membrane. Lineage: Eukaryota; Metazoa; Arthropoda; Malacostraca; Decapoda; Portunidae. Bases 1099 to 2187 code for a protein of 362 amino acids.
AGAGAGCGAGAGAGAGCAGUGGUCGGGAGGUGCUGGAAGUGUGAGGAGUAACACCCGUUUUCUGUGACACCAACUUUUGAAGGGACAACACUCGGCUAUUUUGACGAUCCACCAAGCAACUUUUAACAGCCUCUUGUGGACGUGGCCAAUGGUUUCCAAGGGGUCUUAAUGGCUGCAGUGACAGAUGAAGUAUUCCUCUGCACCAGCAUUGCGCAAACGACCCACGGGCUGACCAAUCAUCGCUGAGAAGUUUGAAAAUAGUUGAGAAGGCGGACCGAAGCGCUUCAAAAUACGGGACUCGUGUUUGCAUGCGAGAAGUUUGUCCAUCCAUCGCGUGUGUUCCUGCAAGUUCUGGUGUGUUGUGUAUGCAAAGGAGGCUGUCCCACGCAAUCCCACGCACUCUUCCCGCUGGUGUUAGGCGUGCGGAGUGUUAGAACUCGUGAGGCGGGAAAUGAAACGACCAGAACAUGCUACUAGUGAUGCACGAAAAUGGUGAAACUGCCUCGCGUUCCUGCUGAAAUCAAGACCAAGAUUAAGAAAACGAAGAAGAAAACAAACUUUGAACAACACAGUGAACCUUUUAAGAACCUCCAAGACGUUUGGCAGCAUUACAAAAUGGUUCAUUGGUUCUAUUCCUCUCAAAUGGUUCACAGUCAAUAUAUAUCGCAUGAGAUGGUUCGGAGCGAGUGACCUUUACAAUGAUGCGGUUCAUAAUCACCAAUACGAAAAGUCUGAUAUUUUAAUAACUUGACUUUAUGAACCGCUGAACUGGAACCAACUGGAACCUGCUUGACGUCAUGUAAGUUCUAUUUUGCUCUCAGGAUGCAGUAGAACCAGUCUGAACCACUUACAAGACUUCACUAAUCCUCAAAAAUCCACUCCGGCGACAAAAGAACCAAAUAGAAGCAAAUAAUCCCAGAACCAUUGAAGUAGAACCAUUAAGGCACUAUGUAGGUCCAAAACUCUUAGCUUAGAAUUAAAUAGAACCAUUCUGAACCACCCACAAGACUGCUACGGUGACAAGAACCUCCCCACUGUCAGUAGAACCAUCCAAGAACCGUCUGAGUGCUGGUUCGUCGGUCCCUCUCAUCAGGAUCAAUGGCUGUGGGAAUUUCAAAGGUUCUUCUCUCCCUCCUGGUUCUCGUGGGAAUUGUGUCCGCCUCUUUUCCAGUGUUCCCUAGUCUCCUGCCCCCGUCCACAACCCUCGUUGGACCAGCAGAGGUGGAGGAAGUGCGCCUCGAGGAUAGAGCUUUCUUCCUGCAGCCGAACAAUACAGAGACAAGAGUCCAAGUCGGGGCCCCUGUUAUCCUGCACUGCCCGGCUCACGAUGUAGGGGAUAACACUGUGUCAUGGAUACGCCGGAGGGACUAUCAUCUCCUGACCGUCGGCGACACCUCCUACACGAGCGACGAGAGGUUCCAAGUGCGCUACGUGAAGCAGGAGAAGGACUGGCAGCUGCACAUCCUGUACGUGCAGGCGAGAGACGAUGGUGUGUACGAGUGUCAGGUCACCUCCCACCCGCCCGUCAGCCUCAUGUCAACUCUACACGUACACGAGGCAACGUCGGAGAUUCUGGGAGGUCCUGAGAAAUACGUAAGGGUGGGCAGCUCUCUUCGCCUCGUGUGUGUUCUGAGAGGUAACACAGAACCUCCUGCCUAUGUGUUCUGGUACCACGGGCGUCACAUGAUCAACUUCCACGACACAAGAGAGGUGCGAGUCGAGAACAGCGGAGCACUCAGCGUUCUCUUCCUGUCUCACGUAUCAGCGAGUGACAGCGGUAAUUACACGUGCGCGCCCUCCAACACUCGCGCAGCCUACAUCCUUAUCCACGUGUUGAAAGGAGGAGAGACACCAGCAGCUAUUCAUUCUGGAGAAAGGAAGACAAACACUCCUCCUUGCCUCUUCCUCCUCCUCCUCCUCCUCCUCCUCCUAGUGACUCCCACCAGCGGCUCCUCCUCCCAGCUGUCGGCACGGCGGCACAGACUCCUGCACGUAGCCGGCCAAGGAGGGACUGGUGUCUUGAAGCAUCCUUGUCUUUGUACCCCAUCUCCUCCUCCUGCUGCUGCUUCUGCUGCCGCUGCCGCCGCCAUCUCCCGCAGGAUCCCCCCCCCUCAAGGGGACAAGACAAUUGGUGUGAGGGGCAGCAGAGGCGAGUCCCAGUACACAUACACCUCUGGAUAUCAUUAAUGUAUUCCCUAUAUAUAAUUUGCUUCGUAUUUACAUUAGUUAAGGUCAAGUGUGGCGAGUGUAUAAGGUAUAUUUUAUGAUUAAGUUUUUGUUUUAUUGUUUUGGUAAUUUAUCAUAUGCAAGUUUUUUUGUUUAAUUUUUUUGUGAUAUUGUAUAGAAUUCUCUGUGAAAUGCUUUACAAGUAGGAGUUGUGAAGGAAGUUAUCAUGUUACUGUAUUAAUCUUCCUUUCACUUUUCUUUGAGUGAAGUACGAAGCUUUUAAAUUUGUAUUACAGUCUUAUAGCUCUCCUACUUCAACUUAGUAAGAUACAAAGUUAUCAAGUUACUAUUUAUUAUUUACUCUCAGUUUAGCUUUUCUCGGUGUGGAUGCAGUAAGUUAUUUAGGUUAAUUUCUUUGUAAUACCAUCUUUCCACUCCCUUUCUGUAAUUGAGUGAUGAGAGAAAUGCUGUAAAAAUCAUUCAUUAUUUUUCACUACUUCCUUUUCAUUUCAUUUCUGUGAGUAAUGUAGAAGCAAUUUUUCUUGAACUCUCAUUCACAUCUUUUUUAGCAACUGGGUUAUGCUUCUCCAUAAUCUAUUUAACUGAGUGAUAUAGAAAGUAUUGCAAGUUAUUUUUUUCUUUCUAAGUUUAUGUAUCACCUUUUCACUUCUCUUUUUGUAACUGGGUUAAGUAAAGAGUGACAGUAUUGUUUAGGAGUACUGACUGUGUUUCCACUGGUAGCACUCUGUAGUCUUGAGUACUGCAGACAUUGCUGAUGAUGCUCCUUGGGUUGGAAAACUACUGAGAAACAAGUAUAUGUAUAUAUUCAUAAAAAAUAUAGUCAAUAAAAAAUACAAUGAUGUACUUUAAAAAUAUUCUAAGGUUGAUUUAUAUCUAUACACAUAAAAACAUUUGACUA